AAAAAAAAAAAACAGUUCGGAUCGGGCCGGUUUGUGAACGGGCUAAACAACAUACACAAUACAAGGUACAACAACUCGUCCCUCGCAUCCACAUCCGCGUCGAGAACCGUUGGAUUUGGCGUACGGUCGAUUCAGCCGAUUGCACGCCUGUGGCUUCAACCCCGACGUCCCUUCCCAGCUCGUCCACCGCCGCCGCCGCCGCCGCCGCCCGACGUCGCCACUCGCCAGCCAUGGGGUACACGAAGGACCAGCUUCUAGCGCGCCUCCAGGAGCUUAAGAUUGAUUUCACGUGCUACGACCAUCCUGUUGUACUGACAGUGGAGGAACAGGCCAAACAUGUUGGCCAUUUAGGAGGUGCUUUGAGUAAAAAUUUACUCCUGAAGGACAAGAAGCAUCGGUUAUAUGUUAUUUCUGCCCUUGCUGGCACCAAAGUUGACAUGAAAAUUCUUUCUCAACGUCUUGGGUUGGGAAAAGGUGGUCUACGAAUGGCUCCGGAGGAAAAUCUUCUAGAAGUACUUCAGGUGCCCUUAGGGUGUGUUACUCCUUUUGCGUUAAUAAAUGAGUCUGCAAGUGCUGUUUCACUUUUACUUGAUCAAGGUUUCAAGUCUAAACAGAUUUGCUACUUCCAUCCACUGACAAAUGAUGUGACAAUUGCUCUUAGCUCAAGCAAUCUUGACAAGUUUCUCAUCUCCAUUGGGAAGCAACCAGCAUAUGUUGACUUGGAGGCUGCACCAGCUGUGAGUAAGGAUAAUCCUCCUGAUCUAGCACAUUUGGUUCCAUCUGGUGUGUCAAAUUCCUCAGAACAACCAGUUGACAACACGGCACCUACUAAUGUUCCUCGUCAUCAAAAUAAUGUGCCCAAAGAGACAGAAGUGAAGGCUAUCACGACAAUUCCCAAAGUUCAGAGCAAGGGUGCAGAAAUAUCAAGCAAAGGAGAUAAACCUACUACCAAUACCAGUGUUGACAAAUUUGUAAAUGAUGUGUUUGACAUCAUCUCCCCAUUGUUGUCUGAGGAAUUGAAGAAAUUGGACAUUAAGAAGGAAGAGCUUUCUUCAAUCUUAGAUGGCCUGAGGGGACGGGCAGAUCCAGAUUUGAAGAGUAUAGCGAUGACUCUGAAGAAUGCAUCGUAUACCAAUGGGUUUCACUCUGGUUUCAAAACCAUGCUGCAUCGUGGUUUAAACGGCUGACCCACUUGGGUCUAAAUUAAAUGGCUUGAUACAAGAUACAUGAAUCUGAUUUACAUAUUGAAUGAAAUCAACAUAUUAUUUUGAUGCUCCUGUUCUACUC
This is a messenger RNA of Sorghum bicolor (sorghum), 1287 nucleotides long. Its product is annotated as prolyl-tRNA synthetase associated domain-containing protein 1. The transcript has 12 exons. Lineage: Eukaryota; Viridiplantae; Streptophyta; Magnoliopsida; Poales; Poaceae. The record is from RefSeq and is a predicted model, not a curated record. Gene Ontology annotation, molecular function: aminoacyl-tRNA deacylase activity. The coding region runs from base 231 to 1187 and encodes 318 amino acids.